This is a messenger RNA of Protobothrops mucrosquamatus (brown spotted pit viper), 897 nucleotides long. RefSeq names its product homeobox protein otx5. The record is from RefSeq and is a predicted model, not a curated record. Lineage: Eukaryota; Metazoa; Chordata; Lepidosauria; Squamata; Viperidae. The transcript is spliced from 3 exons. The coding region runs from base 1 to 897 and encodes 298 amino acids. Gene Ontology annotation, biological process: multicellular organism development; regulation of transcription by RNA polymerase II. Gene Ontology annotation, molecular function: RNA polymerase II cis-regulatory region sequence-specific DNA binding; DNA-binding transcription factor activity, RNA polymerase II-specific. Gene Ontology annotation, cellular component: nucleus.
AUGAUGUCCUACAUCAAGCAACCACAUUAUGCAGUCAAUGGGUUAACUUUGGCUGGACCCGGGAUGGAUUUACUGCAUUCCGCCGUGGGAUACCCCAGUAAGUGGAUUUCUUCCCCUGCAGCAACUCCACGGAAGCAGAGACGUGAGCGCACAACCUUCACACGGGCCCAGCUAGAUAUCUUGGAGGCCCUGUUUGCCAAGACCCGCUACCCGGACAUCUUCAUGCGCGAAGAGGUUGCCCUGAAGAUCAACCUGCCCGAGUCCAGAGUCCAGGUCUGGUUCAAGAACCGCCGGGCCAAAUGUCGGCAGCAGCAACAGCAGAGCAGCGGACAGGCCAAAGCCCGGCCGGCCAAGAAAAAAAGCUCUCCAGCCCCUGAGACCAGUUCCGAAACCAGCGCCAACGGGCAGUACAGCCCUCUGCCCACCGGCACCUCGGUGGCCCCCAGCUCCAGCGCCAGCGCCACCGUCUCCAUCUGGAGCCCGGCCUCCAUCUCUCCGCUGCCAGACCCCCUGGCCUCCUCCACCACCCCCUGCAUGCAACGGUCGGCCGCCUUCCCCAUGACCUACACCCAGGCACCGGGUUACACCCAGACCUACGCCGGCUCGACUUCCUACUUCAGUAGCCUUGACUGCAGCUCCUACCUGUCCCCCAUGCACCCUCAGCUCUCCGCACCUGGUGCCGCGCUGAGCCCCCUGGCCACCCCAACCAUGGGCGGCCACCUGAGCCAGUCCCCGGCCACCCUCUCCAGCCAGGGCUACAGCGGGGCAGGCAUGAGCUUCAGCUCGGUGGAUUGCCUCGACUACAAAGACCCCACGGCCUCCUGGAAGCUCAACUUCAAUGCUGCCGAUUGCUUGGAUUACAAAGAUCAAAGCUCUUGGAAGUUCCAGGUCUUGUGA